AUGGCCUGGCUUUGUACAGGAGCGGCUACGUGCGAAGAAGACAGUGACUGCUCGGCGCUGAAAAACUCCAUCUGCUAUGAGGGCCAGUGCACCUGUCCAUCCCAGUUCUUCCCCAACUACGACUACACGCUCUGUCUACCUCCCUCGGUGGACAGCAGCACGGGGUGCGAGGCGGCCAUGCAGUGCGCCGGCCGCCUGGGUCUGGGCGUGGAGUGCCACGACAGCGUGUGUCGCUGCGGACCCGGGAGCCACUAUCUGCACGGCAGCUGCCGCCGGUCCGCAGGUCUAGGGGAGCAGUGCACGGAAAGUGAUGAUUGCUUCGACAAUUACGCGACUCACACCUUGACGUGUGCCAGUGGAGUCUGCGCAUGUGCCGACGGUGCCUACGACCGCUAUGGCUCUUGCAGGCUGAAAGCAAGGGGCGCGGGUGACUCCUGCGACUACGACGAGGACUGCAGCCACACUGACACGUCGCUGUCGUGCAUCGAGAACGUCUGCACCACGAGCACUAGAGCCGCAGCCUCCAGAGCAAUGGUGAUUGCCAGCGCUUAUGUAGAGAGCAGAGAGGAUAACGAAAACAUUCCCAACGUGAUCCAGUGCGGCAAUUCGACGUGCGGCAAUACGACCUGCUCCGACGACACGCAGUGUGGCUUCGGGGAGACUUGCUCCGUGCUGGAAACCUGUGCCUGCAAAGCAGGCUUCUUCCGGGACAGCGACGGCGCCUGCAAACUGGAGCUGGGGGAGUCGUGCACGGCGGACGCCGACUGCUCGCACAUCGCCGGGGCGCGCUGCGGCGUCACGGACAGCUCCCGGAGCGCCACCUGCCACUGCGGGCCGCGCUGGGCGCCCGACCCCGUCAACAACUUCUGCCGACUCGCUCGUAAGAUGAACUACAGCUGCGCCGAGAACGCAAACUGCUUUUCCUUCGGGAAUGCCGUCUGUAAGGACUACAAAUGCGCCUGCGACGACGGCUUCCGCUUCGUCGAAGAGAGAAAUUUCUGCUGGCCAGUUAAAGCUCUGAAUGACGAGUGUUCAGAAACACUGGACUGCUACUACAAUGGCUCCAUAUGCUCGAACGGCACCUGCGCGUGUGCUGAGGGCUACCAUGAAACAUACAAAGGCACUUGUCUCAAGGACAUCAAAGAACUGGGCGAUGAAUGUGUGUCGUACAGCGAAUGCACCUCUAUGUUCGAACACUCCAUCUGCAGCGGUGGCCGGUGUGUAUGCGGUACCGGCUACCUACAAACUGGGCCAACAGUCUGUUCCGUGGGUAAGUACCUGGCACAGCGCUGA
This is a messenger RNA of Schistocerca piceifrons (Central American locust), 1293 nucleotides long. Its product is annotated as fibulin-2-like. The record is from RefSeq and is a predicted model, not a curated record. NCBI's taxonomy places the organism in Eukaryota, Metazoa, Arthropoda, Insecta, Orthoptera, Acrididae. Bases 1 to 1293 code for a protein of 430 amino acids. The transcript has 10 exons.